UCACCAGCUCGAACAAGCUCUCGAAAACAGCGAAUCCACUCGUCUCUCCGAAUCUCGUAGCGUCCGAAACGUCGACCGCACGGUAAAAGACCUACAAACACAAAUCGAGCGUCGUGACAAGCAAAACGCCCAGGUCAUGGACGACCUCAACAAGUCACGCGACAAGAUUUCCAACCUCCUCGCCACGAUCGACGAUCUUCAAUCCUCCGACUCGACGAACCAACUCGCCGCUAAGCGUGCCGAGCGCGAACUCCGCGAAGAACGAGAAAAGAACCUGCGCCUUGAGCGUGAACUGGAGGGAUGGAAGAACCUCGGCGCCCAGCGCCACAGCGCCCUUGGCGUUCCUCGUGCACCAGGCAGUGAAGCAGGCGGUGAAACGCGUUCGCGACGAGGCAGUUCAAUCGGCUUGCUGAUGGGCGAGAUGGGCGAAGUCGGUCCAAAUGACAAGGGCAAGUUCGGCAGUCUACGCUCUGGUCUCCGUCGUGUCAGUGGUCAGAAGGGUUUUUUGUAGUAGAUGGGGCCUCUGAGGGGAGGGGUGCAUGGAG
Molecule: messenger RNA, 545 nt
Organism: Alternaria alternata
Lineage: Eukaryota; Fungi; Ascomycota; Dothideomycetes; Pleosporales; Pleosporaceae
Exons: 1
Coding region: 137-511 (124 amino acids)
Source: RefSeq, a predicted model, not a curated record